This is a messenger RNA of Ascoidea rubescens DSM 1968, 479 nucleotides long. RefSeq lists its product as uncharacterized. Lineage: Eukaryota; Fungi; Ascomycota; Saccharomycetes; Ascoideales; Ascoideaceae. Bases 93 to 347 code for a protein of 84 amino acids. The transcript has a single exon. The record is from RefSeq and is a predicted model, not a curated record.
AUUGGAGAGGAGGCUACUCUAGUUAUGAACAGGUUUUCCAGUUCUGGAAAACUACCAAAACAUUAUUUAGUACAAGGCAUUGCGAUACGUUCAUGAAUGGAUUCUAUUUCAGUACAAUCAAUAUUUUAUUUGCUAAUCAAGUUCCCGCCUUUUUCUUUGCUGCUUCAUCUUCUGAUGCCAGCUCCGCUGAAUGGCGUCUUACACAACCCACAGAAUUUCACAAAAUCUCAUAUCGUGACGCAACGGGUUUUGCCAAUCUUCUUGAUUCUGAUGCAUUUACUAGUGGCUCUGGUUUAACAACGUCGGUCUUUGUUAUUAACGAUCCUUUUAACCAGCCAAACCGAUAAAAACCGACAAGCUAACAUUCUCCUAAACCUGGAGAAUUGGAGGGUAAGCGUUUGGCACAACGGCUAGAUCCUCUUUUAUUAUCUACUAUAAGCAAUGCUUCCGCUGUUGUUGCUUGUUUUGAAGGACCAAAA